Molecule: messenger RNA, 1113 nt
Organism: Diaporthe citri
Lineage: Eukaryota; Fungi; Ascomycota; Sordariomycetes; Diaporthales; Diaporthaceae
Exons: 4
Coding region: 1-1113 (370 amino acids)
Source: RefSeq, a predicted model, not a curated record
AUGUCUGCCUCUUCUCAGCCGGUGGUGACGCCGGACGACUACUCGUCGAUUCCGAGCAUCAUCAGCUGGUUCCUAGGCGUCACCUCGCUGCUGUUCGUCGCCACUAAGAUCGUGACCAAGCUGUCCAUGACACGCAGCUUUGCGCUCGACGAUGCUGCCAUUAUUACCGCAUUGGCCUUCAGCAUCGGGAUGGUGAUCGCUGUUUCCAUACAAGCGCAAAAUGGACUGGGAAAGAGAGAGAGCUCUCUCUCCGAGUCGGAGCUGAUCGCAUUUGAAAAGGGUGUCUAUGCCACGGACUUCCUUUACAUCACGACCCUGUUCUUUUCAAAGUCCUCAGUCCUCGUGCUCCUCCGAGCGCUCACACCCGUGAGAAAUCACCAGCUUCUGACGUAUGCUGUCGCUGGUGUGCUUGGGUUGUGGGCGAUAUCUAGUCUGUUCGCGGUGGGAUUCCAGUGCUCAACGCCUCAAAAAUGGGCAAUAGUGACAGGACAUUGUAUAAAUCAGGCCUCUUUCUGGAUUGUCUUUGGAAUCCUCAACAUUAUUACCGAGGUCUUCCUAGUCGUAAUCCCGGCAGUCAUCAUGCGGAGCGUGCAGAUACCUCAGGGGAAGAAGACCGUCAUCAUAGUAGUCUUCUCCCUCCGCGUCUUCGUCGCCGCCGCCAUCAUCCCGGAGCUCAUCUUCGUCCAGCGGGCGGGCCAGUCGGCAGACCGGACCUUCGCGGCCUGGCCCGCCGUCGUCUGCGCCCUCUGGGUGCAGUGCCUCAGCAUCGUGUUCGCGUGCGUGCCCUACCUCAAGCCCUUCUUCGGCGCGCUCGAGUCGGGCAUGAUCCGCAUGGACGACACGCGGCGCCGCGAGGGCCGCUCCACGGGCGGCGGCGGCGGCUACUACUUCAAGAAGCCAAAGAUGUCGUCGCACGGCAGCAGCAGCGGCAAGCAGAGCAUCGGCAGCCGCCUCUACCCGCUGAGGAACUUCGCGCACGGCGGCGGCGGCGGCACGCACUCGGCCUCGGCGGAGCGUGGCACGGAGGAAUUGGAUCGCCACUCGCAGCGGUCCGACUCGCGCAUCAUCCGCGCGACGACGACGUUUGAGAUCCGGUCGGAGGAUGAGUAUUGA